Molecule: messenger RNA, 372 nt
Organism: Achroia grisella
Lineage: Eukaryota; Metazoa; Arthropoda; Insecta; Lepidoptera; Pyralidae
Exons: 2
Coding region: 1-357 (118 amino acids)
Source: RefSeq, a predicted model, not a curated record
AUGAUCGCAAAGAUUGCUUCAGUCCUGUGCUUCCUCGGCCUAGCCCAUGCUGGCCUUAUCGGCUCCGGCCUUGGAUACAGCGGUCUGGCACCAAUCGGCUACAGCAGUCUAGGUGGUAUCAGCCCUAUUGCCCGCUAUGGUGGAAUCGCCCCGGUAGUCAGCGCCCCCCUCGCAAUUGCCCCUGCCCCCGCCAUCUCCACAGUAUCCCAGUACUCUGUUAACGCUGCACCCUUAGUGAGGACCAUUGCCGCUCCAGUUGUUGCUGCUCCUCUUGUAACCAAGAGCAUCGCGGCUCCAAUUGCCGUCUCGCCUUAUGGAAUCGGAGCAAUUGGCGGUUAUGGACUCGGUGGCUGGUGAACGAUGCUGAUUAUC